This is a messenger RNA of Cetraspora pellucida, 1320 nucleotides long. The record is from the annotation of a GenBank genome assembly. Lineage: Eukaryota; Fungi; Glomeromycota; Glomeromycetes; Diversisporales; Gigasporaceae.
AUGGCCUUCUCAACGACUCACAACGAAACUCUAAGGUCCUCGCUAUGGGUUCCUAUACAUGUCAAUUCCGUAGCUAGUAAUGAACACGCUGAAACUUAUCUUGCAAAAUCAAUUUUUACCGACCAUUCCUAUCUCGUGCUUGUCACUAACUUACGGUAUGUCUGGUUUGAAGAGUUGUUUGCUGACGAGAUAACUAAACGAUUCCAGGAAAGCCUCACCAGUACUCGUAUCUUGAUUUAUAAAGUCUCAUUAUUUAUAGCUUUCAUAACUUAUGUUUUGUAUACUUUUUCUUUAAUGCAGGAAAUGAAAGUUACUUUAGACCAUGGGCGUUUACCCGAAUAUAUGCAUUUUUUAUCCGAAUAUUUACUACCACAACAUCCUGACGUCACUCAUAAUGUUAACAUGCAAAACGAUGAUUUGUUAUUAGAAUCAAAGAGGAACGUAGGCCCAAUGGAAUUGAUUUGGACGUUUUCAUGCAAACUAAUCCCAAACUCGUCUCCCAAAAAGAUGUCAAAUUUUGAUUCCGAGGAAUUCGUUGAUAGUGAAACCGUACUAUAUACACAUUUCAUUCUUCCUCACUUGUUAGUAACAUCUGCUUAUAAUCAGCAGAUAGAAAUGUUACAUAAUUACAUCAAAUCAAAAGAAGAACGAUUUAAUGAAACUGUUCGUCUAAUGUCUUUGAUGCGAUUGGAGACUUCGGGUAAAUCUGACAAAAGUUCUGCAAAUGUUUCGUCAUCUUUCGAUCCGGAGAAAUCUUAUCAAGAAAUUGAGCAGAUUAUCCAUGAUUGCAAUGUUUCAGAAAAUAAUGCGACUCUAAACAUUUGGAGUGAUCCUGCAUUUUCAAGGUUGUUUAGAACUGCAACAGAACGUGUUAUCCCCCAAAAUCAAUUCCCAUCGAAUUCUAUUCUUUCUGAAAAUUUGUCAUACACAUCAUCAGCCCCUUCGCCUUCUGCUUUCGAAAACAUCCCAAUGUCACAACUUGCAACUCUUAAACUACCAAGCCUUUCCGAUACACAACUUACAAAGUUAUUUACGCAGCAUAACGAUCCUCCAUUUCCAAGUUCACAUGAUGAUCCCAUUUACGUUUCUCAAACGACUCAUGACACUGUUGCUGAAGUUGAAGUAUCAUCACCUGGAUUUACUUCAAAUGCUGCGCGAUCACGUGCAAAUACCAAUUCUGAUGGGGUGGCACGUAACAUCGGUAAAUCAAAAGUGAACAAUGAUAAGGCUCAGCAAGAACGUGAACUUGAAAAGAGGCGACAGCUAAAAGAAUUAGCCGCGAGACAAGAAAAAUCAACCAAGAAACGUAAAGUUCAUUGA